AUGGGCACAAUCACUGACCGCAAGGAGGAUGAGUACUUCAUGCAGCCACACAACCACCAGGCAUGUGAGAGCCAGUACCAGCAGCUGAAGGAGCGUGCACUCAAGUUGGGCCCAGUCUACGACACACUGCUCCGUGGAAUGGUGGCGCGUGUCUAUGAGCGCAUCUAUGGCCUGGCAUUGGAUGACAUUGAAGGCCUGGUGGAGGUGGACAACAUCGUCAACAUUAUCGAUUGUGUCUCCAUCGACUGUCGCAACGAAGGAGUCGAGUUCCUCUGGGACAUGGCAUUGUUUAUGUGGGGCGACUCUGGCAUCAUGUGGCAUGCUUGUCUUGGCGGUCUCCUUGUGACCAAUGAUCGUCUCGUUGGCGAUGACACUGCUGGCUAUGGAUAUGAGGACAGACCAUGGUUGGAGCAGAAGCGUUAA
This is a messenger RNA of Acytostelium subglobosum LB1, 423 nucleotides long. RefSeq lists its product as hypothetical. The record is from RefSeq and is a predicted model, not a curated record. Lineage: Eukaryota; Evosea; Eumycetozoa; Acytosteliales; Acytosteliaceae. The transcript has a single exon. Bases 1 to 423 code for a protein of 140 amino acids.